AGUCAUAGCAGGCAGGGUUCGAUUUGUACGAAUCUUUCAAUUAUCCGUCAUUCGGCUUCCUCUUUCGUAUACUUCCAAAAAUUAUCUCAGUUUUAGGAACCGGAAAUGAGUGACCGCAAUAAACUUUCGAAAGUAACUUCUUCGACGAAGAAAGAAAUAACAUCCAAAAUCAACACGGGAGUAACGAAAAAACCUUCCAUUUUGACGAUCGUCGCACCUCGUCAGAUAUCUCGGCCGCCCAGUAGGCAGAACACUUUCAGCGUUCGAGGAAAUAAACCAAACGAUAAAAGUUCGACGUCUUCCGGUGGAGCAUCCAGUAAGUCCCAACUGGGACUUCCGAACGAUAAAACCCAACGCCUGCACAAACCGGGAUCUAUUCCUUCCUACUUGCGUAGCACGGGUCGUCCGGCAACGGUUCACUCUUGCUUGAAGCCUUCGCAGGAAGCGGCGAUAGCUGGACCAGGGAAAAAGAUCAUCUCCCGCAGUUCAUCCCAAAAGAUACUGUCACUGGAGGAGAAACAAUUUCGGGCAUUCCAAAAAGAUUUCGACUGUCAGCUCCAAAAAUACACGCACUCUAAAGAGGUGCUAGCAAGCGACUCGAAGGAUCAAAAGCAGUCCGAGUUAUCCUGUGAUCUCGUGCAAGCUGCAGCAAAGCUGUGCUCCGAUCAGACUCAACAGCAGGUCGCAGAUGAGCCACCAUGCGAAGGAACGGGUGAAUCCACAGCACAUGAACUCGCUCUUCGUUCUCGAGAAAACGAAUUAAAGACGCUGAGGGAACGGGCUACGCAACUAGAAGACAAGUGCAAAACUCUGGAGGUCGAUUGCAGGAAACAGAUGGAACGAGCGUUCGAUCUUGAGUGUGAGCUGAAAGCGCGUGAUGCACUAAUUCAGGAACGAGAGCAAACUCUCGAGCAGUUGAAAAAACUUGCGCAACAGGAGUUGCCAGAGGACAAGGAACAGAUAUUGGAAGACCUGCGUGUUGAGCUGAGCGAGAAAAGUGGCACACUGAUCCACAAUCAAAGUAUUUUGGUGAAUCUCCAAAAAAAGUUGGCCGAUGUCGAAGCUGCCCGUGAGCAAGAAGAAACACGCGUUUUCGAGCUGCAAGAAAAGUUAACCGAGACAGAAAUGGAAUAUCUGGAAGAAAAAACUCGGCUAGAACAGUGCAACCAGGAGAGGGCUUUAAAAAUUGGAAAGCUUCAUACGCAGGUGACUACAAUGUUGCGAGAAAUCGAGAAAAAAAAUGGUAUUAUUGCAAACCUGAAAGCGUACGGUGCUGUAGAAUUGCCCCAGCAAGUGCUGAAGGAUUCCCCUGAAGCUCAGUGGGGCAAAAAAGUGGAAGUUUUACAGGCCGAGGUGCAGAGCCUUCGCACCGAACUUAAACUGUUGGAGGAUGCCAAACGUCAAAAUGACGUGCUGCUUGAAAUUCGCACAAAACUGAUGGAAAAUCUUGAAGCCGAUAACGAGAAGUUCAAAAAGCGUUGUGAAAAAUUUUGCGAGUCCGAGGGCGAAGAUGAGGCCGACAGCGGUAAGCGAAAUCGAUUUGACGGGUUCGAGAUGUUGUGCGACACCGUGGCUGACCGGCAAAGAAAAUGUUGCGCCGAGGAAAAAAUUAUCAGUGAAAUCGAUCAGAAUAACCGGAAAUGUCGAGCUGUUCGGCAGAAAAUGUUGGGUAUGUUAAAACAGCUGCAAAAGGAAAACCGGAAAAUGAAAGAGGCUAUAAGCAAAUCUGGACCUAACCUGGUAGAAGAAUGCGCUAAAAAUGAAAGCUGUUCACAGCUGGGGGAAAAAAUCUUUAAACAAAUCCGUGAGUUAUUUCCAGCUGAAACAGUAUUACCAGAUGACGAACAGAAAGAGGAGAAAAUUAGCAAUAGAAUCAACUACGAAAUCGAAACUGAGCAGGUUGCGAGCCAAGUGCAAUCUGUUGGUUAGUGGAUAUCAGAAUAGCCAUAUUUUAAAAGCUAAUUAUUUUAG
This is a messenger RNA of Wyeomyia smithii (pitcher-plant mosquito), 1971 nucleotides long. RefSeq names its product girdin-like. The coding region runs from base 106 to 1929 and encodes 607 amino acids. NCBI's taxonomy places the organism in Eukaryota, Metazoa, Arthropoda, Insecta, Diptera, Culicidae. The record is from RefSeq and is a predicted model, not a curated record. The transcript is spliced from 7 exons.